AUGGAAGAAUACGAAUUCCGCGUCUACAGAAUCAGCUACGCGACGCGUGAUUCCGAAGAAGGACAAAACUCGAAGAUCGCAUCAAAGGUGGAAGAAAGUUACCGACGAGUCAACAGGCAUCGAAUUCCAAUCAAACUCAAGACAUUCUGCUGGCUCAAUUUCGUCACCCUUGUAUCAAUCCUCAUCACCAUUGGCCUUUAUAUCUGGGCAGGCUGCAUCCACGAUGGUACCGCCCUUGUUGGUCUGGCUACCAUGUCUUUGUCGACCAGUGUAGCCAGUCUCUCGGCGCGCUGGUAUCCCCGCCUCAGCGGCCGUUCGUCGCAAGCAGAAGUACCUAGUGGAGACGUGAUUAUACGCACCCGGGCAGGUGCUUUUAUUCUUGUCUACGGAGAUGACGACGUCAUCCGCGAGUUGUACGAAGGAAUGGAGGACUGCGAGUACAUGUUCAAGGGGAACACGCACCACCGACUGCUAGGAACUAGCACGUUACUUCUCAUGGCAUCGAUUAUCCUGCUGAGUAACUGCGGUUCAGAGAUGCAGAUUGCCAUCGGUGUCGCUUACAUCAUUCUGAACGCCCUGUACUGGCUGUUAGCGUUGCUGGUCGAGCCGCGCGAUCUGUGGGAUAUGAGCAGAUAUAAGAUUGAAUUUGUCGAGUGUCGUCCGAGUACCCCCGACUCGAGCUACACUGAGACGUUGUGGGCUGUCAUUAAUAUGACGGGAAGUGUGGAGUGGGUAGCGAAUGGUGAAUUGAUUCCCCAAACACCGGCUUGGGAUCAGUGGUUGCAGGAAGCGAAGGAGCAUAUUGGAAAGGACUGGGAUCCUGUUAGGAGGAAGGAUGAACUGAUGAAUCCUAGACUGGCGUACCGCAAUGGGCGGUGGUUUGACUGA
This is a messenger RNA of Aspergillus luchuensis, 888 nucleotides long. RefSeq lists its product as uncharacterized. Bases 1 to 888 code for a protein of 295 amino acids. The record is from RefSeq and is a predicted model, not a curated record. The transcript has a single exon. NCBI's taxonomy places the organism in Eukaryota, Fungi, Ascomycota, Eurotiomycetes, Eurotiales, Aspergillaceae.